GUAAUUUUUAAACUAAUGGGCUGAAAUAGUUAUUUUUGAUAAACAACAGGGACAAAAAGAGUAAUUAACUCUAAAAUUGAAUAAAGAUUAUAAAAUGUUGAAGGAAGCAAUAUGCAAGGAUGAACUAAUAAUUAAGAUAGAUGAACUCAUGAAGAACCACCGGAAAAUACGGGAAUUACGUCUGAGGGAGAGGGAGUAUGUUACACUCAUAUUAGCAGCUGAAGAAACAAACGGAUCAUCGUCUGAAAUUGCUCAGAAUGAGAUUGCACCCAUGAAGAGAAGGAAGUUGCAGGAGUCUGAUGAUGAAGAUACGGGGAUGACAAUAUCAAAACUUGGUGAGCUUACUAUGGAAGUCAGACCCCAAAAACAGGAAACAGGCCAUAACAUGAAGCAUUGUAAAAUGGAUGAAGAUGAAGUCCCUGAAAUGAAUAGGGAUGAUGAUGUUGAUGCCCCUAAAAUGGAUGUUGAUGAUGCUGCCACUGAAAUGCAUGAUGAUGAUGUCUUUGAAACGGAUACAAGAUCGGAAACAAAGGUUGACGAUGGAAAUAGACAAUUACAGAUUUUCCACAUGGAUUCAACUGCACAAAACCGCUUGCACUCGAUUAAGCUGUGGCCUCCAAGCCAAGGCAGGAGGCAAAUAUUUGUGGAACGCAUAACCAUAAUCCUCACCAUCCCAUCCAUUUUGUCCAGAAUGUAUGGUCUUUUAAGCAAGGAAGAAGCCCAAGAAGAUGCUAAGAGAAUCGAAGCCGCAACCUUUGAAACAGCAAACCAACACUUUGAAAAGGAGUCAGAUGGCGAUGGCGGUUCUGCUUUUCAACUUUAUGCUAAACAAUCCAGUACGCUAAUGAUUGAGGCUGUAAAGAGAGGCCCCAGAGUAAAACAAGAAAUUACGAUUGCACCAGAAAACAAAAAAGUUGUUUUCGACAUUUCCAAAGGAAAAAGAGCCUUCAUUGAUGCAGAUGAAGCUAAAGACCUGCUAAAACCGCUACAAGAACCUGGAAACAAGUAUACCAAGAUAUGUUUUAGCAACCGAAGCUUCGGGUUGGAUGCAGCGCGUAUUGCUGCUCCUGUUUUGGUCUCUCUAAAGGGUCAACUCACCGAAGUUGACUUAUCAGAUUUUGUUGCGGGUAGGCCAGAAGACGAGGCCCUAGAAGUUAUGAAAAUGUUCUCAGCAGCCCUUGAAGGUUUCGACUUGCGGUAUUUGGACAUUUCAGAUAACGCAUUGGGUGAAAGAGGAGUUAGGGCAUUUAGUGAGCUUUUAAGUUCACAAAGUAACCUCGAGGAGUUGUAUUUAAAGAACGACGGUAUCUCAGAAGAAGCUGCAAAAGCGGUGGUCGAGUUAAUUCCUUCCACACAGAAACUAAAAAUUCUUCAUUUUCAUAAUAAUAUGACUGACGAUGAAGGAGCAAUUGUGAUUUCCGAACUUUUAAAGAAAUCCCCGAUCUUGGAGGAUUUUAGGUGUUCGUCCACUUGGGUCGGUUCUGAAGGUGGAAUUGCUUUAUCAGAAGCACUUGCCACAUGUACCGGUUUGAUGAAACUCGAUCUUCGUGAUAAUAUGUUCGGUGUAAAAGCCGGGAUUGCUUUGAGUAAAACCGUUUCUUUACUCACUAAUUUGACUGAAAUUUACCUCGGUUACUUAAAGUUGGAAAACGAAGGAAGUUUAGCGCUUGUUAACGCUCUCAAAGAUUCCGCUAAGUUUCUAGAAGUUGUGGAAUUGGCGGGAAACUACAUUACCGCAGAAGCAGCUUCUGGUUUGGCUGAAUUUAUCGUUGCGAGAAAAGAGUCGUUAGUUAAGAUACUUUUGUCACGUAAUGAAUUGAAGGAUGAAGGUGUUAUAACAAUUGCUAAGGCCCUUGAAGAAGACUUUCCACGGUUGACUGAAGUUGACUUGAGCUUCAAUAUGAUUAGAAGGGCUGGGGCUAAGGUUUUGGCUCAGGCGGUUGUCGGUAAACCAGGGUUUAAGGUGCUUAACAUUAAUGGUAAUUACAUAUCUGAUGAAGGCGUUGAAGACGUGAAAGAGAUUUUCAAGAAUUCACCUGAUAUGCUUGGACUGUUGGAUGAUAAUGACCCUGAAGGAGAAGAGUACGAUGAUGAGGACGAGGAUGCUGACGAGGAUAAGCAGGAAGAAUAGAGGUCACAGUUUAGGUAUGAUCGUUUAUCUAGUUUACAUUUCUUAUGAUUUAACGUAUUUAGACGAGAAGACAAUCGUAAAUCCUUUUUUUAGGUUAAGGUAAGGAUGUAUGACCUUGUUUUGUAUUGGCAUUUGGAUUUACUUAUGUUUCUGGCACCUGAUUGUGCUUUUU
Messenger RNA from Helianthus annuus (common sunflower), 2303 nucleotides. RefSeq names its product RAN GTPase-activating protein 1. The transcript is spliced from 4 exons. Bases 95 to 2131 code for a protein of 678 amino acids. Lineage: Eukaryota; Viridiplantae; Streptophyta; Magnoliopsida; Asterales; Asteraceae. The record is from RefSeq and is a predicted model, not a curated record. Gene Ontology annotation, molecular function: protein binding; GTPase activator activity.